AUGGUCUCCGCUGCCUGCGCCCCCACCCCUCCCAGAAGCCAGAGGCAGAGCCAAUGGGGGAUGGAGCCCUCGGGGCAGUGUUCACCUGUGGUCCCCCGUGGGGUGCGGUCAGCUGUUGGCUGGGGCAUCUGGGGUGGCCGGGAAGUCCAGGCGCUAGUCCCCCCACUGUCCCUGGCCUGGUCCCCUCUGAGUCAGGCUGCCAGAGCUCCCUGGGUCAGCCAGAGGGCUCAGGUGCGGGUGGCCGGGAUGCCCCAGCCUGAGCUGAGAUGCUGCAGGGGCUCACCCAUCUCCGGUCUCCGCAGCCUGCACGGCCCACGGACGGCCCGGGGCCCCGAAAGUCCACCUGCGGUGGACCCUGAGGUGUUCAACCCCGUGUGGGCGCCCCUUCACCCCCUCGUUCAGUGCCCGGUUAGAAGGAGACGCUCGGGUGCACAGAACCUGGAGCAGCACAGCCAGGCUUUUGCUGAAUCAAUGAGUGAACAAGGGGCCUCUGGGGAGGGGGCGGCCUCCAGCGAGGAGGGCGCCUGGGGAGGGGCGCCCGUGGCAGGGUCCACCUCCCCCCGGGCAGGGCCGCGGGCUGAGAGGGAGGCAGGGGGAUGUGGCACAGGCGGUGCAGCCAGGGGCCCGGGGUGA
Rangifer tarandus platyrhynchus (Svalbard reindeer) is the source of this 633-nucleotide messenger RNA. The record is from the annotation of a GenBank genome assembly. NCBI's taxonomy places the organism in Eukaryota, Metazoa, Chordata, Mammalia, Artiodactyla, Cervidae.